AUGUUACUUGUGUACGAUCCUUAUCAACAAGCUUGUUCAGGCCAUCAGAAGCUCAAGGUCGAAUCCCGAGAUUACCAAAAUCCUGAGUCCAAGCAAGAAGAAAGCAAUCAGAAAUCCAAGAAGUCCUCAAACCAAGACAACGACCGCCACACGCUCCCACCCAAGGCCAAAACCAUCUCCCAAGCGGACGCCGAGCUUCGCGAACGGCUCGAACAAAUGUCUGGAGCAGGAGGAGCCUGUGGAAUUGAAUACGAAGACGGCAAACCGAAUGCAAUGAAGCGCGGUGUGCGAAACAACAUGUUCCGAUUAAUUUGAAGCAAUCUUCGACAUCGACAUAUCACAAGAACAAACAUUGAUCAUCCAAGUGAGGUCUCACGUCCUCCAAUCCAGGCUUGGCCCCAUAUGCCAAGACACGUGGGAAAGGAAUGUUCUCGGUCACCGUUCCCUUCCGGCCCCGGCAGUUACAGACAUCCAUCAGGACCCCAGACUUCUUGAACUUUGUUUCCGACAACAUAAAUGAGGGUGCCCAGGCUUGGCUUCGAUUGAAUUCGCCUAAUUAAUAUUUCGAAUAUGUGCAUGUGACAUUUCUUUGAUAAAGAUAAAACGGUC
Messenger RNA from Penicillium samsonianum, 609 nucleotides. RefSeq lists its product as uncharacterized. The record is from RefSeq and is a predicted model, not a curated record. The transcript is spliced from 2 exons. Lineage: Eukaryota; Fungi; Ascomycota; Eurotiomycetes; Eurotiales; Aspergillaceae. The coding region runs from base 1 to 315 and encodes 104 amino acids.